Molecule: messenger RNA, 7335 nt
Organism: Oreochromis niloticus (Nile tilapia)
Lineage: Eukaryota; Metazoa; Chordata; Actinopteri; Cichliformes; Cichlidae
Product: dual specificity testis-specific protein kinase 1
Exons: 11
Coding region: 1059-3260 (733 amino acids)
Biological process (GO): positive regulation of stress fiber assembly; protein phosphorylation; actin cytoskeleton organization
Cellular component (GO): nucleus; cytoplasm
Molecular function (GO): ATP binding; protein serine/threonine kinase activity
Source: RefSeq, a predicted model, not a curated record
CCCAGCCUGCUCCCGGUGAAGCACGGAGACACACGGGAUUAGGAGCAGCAGACGCUCCGGUCCUCGGAGUGCAGGACGUCCCCGGUCACAUCGUGGGACAGAGGUGAGCCGUCUACGUGUGCCUGUGCCUGUGGAAGCUCCCGUUAUCAGCAUCGAGGGAGGCGCAUUACAGGGAGGAUCAGGACGCUGCAUCAGCGGGACUCUUUAUUCUAAAGCAGCAGGUUUAAUGGGGCCUGUCAGUCUUAGUUAGCCUGGCAGUCCGGUGGAGCCAGCCCGAUGUGUUUGGGUGGAGGUGGUGGUCACUCUGGCUGCUGGUGUCAUGGUUCCAGUCGGGGAUGGGCCCGAGCUUCUGUUCUGCGGAGCAAACAGCGCAGUGAUACGCGGGAUCUGCGUGUUUGGCCGGCUCCCGAUGCCGUGGAACUGCGGCAUCCAUCAAGCUUGCGGGAUGACGGAGGGAACCGAGCCUCCUCUCUCCCCCACACGCUGAGGAGGCGUUCAUGGGCAGCGGGAAUUCUAAAGACUGCGUGACUUGGAAGAGUUAAUGUACGUAUACUUCAUUGAUCCCCGUGGGGAAAUUCCUCUCUGCAUUUAACCCAUUCACUCAGUGAAGCAGUGGGCAGCCAUUGGGCGCCCGGGGAGCAGUGUGUAGGGACGGUACCUUGCUCAGGGGUACCUCGGGGUAGCCGUUCAGUCGAUUUGAACCCCCGACCUUCCGAUCAUGGGGCCACCACUCUACCUACUCAGCUAUCCCUGCCCUCCAAGAGUUGAAACUUUGUCAGCCAGGAGCUGUUGGGGACUUGGCCAGGGACAGCAUGGGGGGGAUGAUGAACAGGUGAGAUGUUUGGCUCAGUAACGGAAGAAGGACAUGAACUGAGCAGUAACCUACAGCACACAUCGGGGUGAUGCCUGCAACAAAGAUGCGACCACAGCAGUGCCGUGGUUAAACAAUACUGUCCCCUCAUUGGUCUUUGUGACACUAUGAUGGUGGGAGGCACCAUCACCUCGUACACGAGGACUGCGGUGGUCUGAGAAACAGCAUCUGGAGAACUGUCAGCACUAUGGACUACCACUCCGAGUGCUGCUUCUGCGACCCAGAGGAGGGUCACGGCAGCCUAGAUGAGCCAGCUCUUCAUAGCAUCCACGCACCCAACCGGAUCCGGCCCUCCUCGUACCGAGCCUUGAGGAGUGCUGUGUCCAGCCUGGCCCGCAUCGAUGACUUCUUCUGUGAGAAGAUCGGUUCAGGCUUCUUCUCGGAGGUCUUCAAGGUGCAGCACAGGAUCACAGGGCAGGUGAUGGCACUGAAAAUGAACACGCUGGCUAGCAACAAAGCUAACAUGCUACGAGAAGUCCAGCUUAUGAACAGGCUGUGUCAUCCCAACAUUCUUAGGUUUCUCGGGGUUUGUGUGCAUGAAGGUCAGCUGCACGCUUUGACUGAGUACAUAAACGGGGGUAACCUUGAGCAGCUGUUGGACAGUGACCUGUAUCUGUCGUGGGGAGUCAGGAUGGCUCUGUCUCUGGAUAUCGCCCGAGGGCUCCAGUACCUGCACAGUAAGGGCAUAUUCCACAGGGACCUCACAUCCAAGAAUUGUCUGGUUCGCUGUGAAAAUGGCACGUUCACUGCUGUGGUGGGAGACUUUGGCCUGGCAGAGAAGAUCCCUGAUUACAGUGAUGGUUCAGAGAAACAGCCUCUGGCCAUUGUGGGCUCUCCGUACUGGAUGGCCCCUGAGGUUCUGAGAGGAGAACUUUACAAUGAGAAGGUGGAUGUGUUUGCUUAUGGCAUCAUCCUGUGUGAGAUCAUUGCCCGGAUUGAAGCUGAUCCUGAUUUUUUACCAAGGACUGAGGACUUUGGUUUGGAUGUGGAUGCAUUUGAGAACAUGGUCGGGGACUGCCCACCAGCAUUCUUUAAUCUCGCCGUGACCUGCUGUAACAUGAAUGCAGAGAGUCGACCCUCGUUCUCUGACAUCGUCUUCACGUUGGAGCCCCUGGAGAGGGAGGAGCAGGGAGACACGCCUGUUGCACUUGAGCCUGUGGCAGCAGACGUCAGCCCGUACCGAUGCCGGAGCUCUCCCUAUCACCCUGCAGACCACAGUCAGCUAUGGCAAGGCUUGGCCAGGAGCCAGUCAGACACGAUACCUCCAGGAAGCCUGCCUUCUCCUUUACUCGGGACCCCAGCAAGGGUCAACCCAUUCUCUCUCAGACAGGACCUAAACGGAGGACGGUGCAAACUGUUGGACACUCCCAGCAAGUCCGUCAUCUCGCUGACCUUUACCCUACCUGCACUUCCUGACAUGUGCACCUCCCCCCACCUUCUUAAAAAAGCGUCAGCGAUGAGAGUGCCUCCGAGAAGGUGCCAGUCUCUGCCCUGCACCCCAGAGCUCAGCCGGACUGUGGCUCUGCCCAGACACGCAGCGGGGGAGGAAGAAAAAAAGGAUGAGGAUGCUCGAGAGGUGGCGAUGAAGCAUAGGACGUGGGAGGAUACGAAGGAUGACACAAUGAAGGGGACAAAGCUUUCAGAGAGAAUACAAGGAAGGCUGCAGGUUGGCCAUGCAGACAUGAGACAUGAGCCAAGUGUGAGGAGAGAGUCUUUUGGAAAGGAUAGGCGGGUGGCAGAGGAUCCUGGUUUUCCUGUAGAAUUGGAAAUGGUGUCUCUGGAGCGAUUGGAAGAGGAAGAUGACGAAGAAGAGGAGGAGAGCACAAGUUUUACAGAACCCAUGGACUGCACCAAAUCUCCUGAGGCAACAGAGAGUGUCCUGAACUCUACACCCGAAAGACCUUUGCUCACCUCUACCUCCUGCAACUCCAUACGGACCAAGGGCUGGCGGCUUCCCUUCUCACCGUCUGCCUUGCCUCCUCUGCCACGACUGAACAACAACAACGGCUCAGGCCUUGUAAUCAGUCAGCAAGUGCAGUGGGGUCGAGGAGGCCGCUCAAGUGACUACAGUGGAGCCCUGUCCUCGGACCCAAGGGAGCCCUCUGAGCAGGAGGAGGCAAUUUCCUGUCCAGGCUGCUGCCUGGUAGGCCUGAGUUUCCCUUCGCUGUGCCUCCGUGGUUCAGCUGCCAUACCUGCCCCCCGCAGAAGGGCUUCGUUACCACGGCAGCGGCCCUACCGGAACCUCAACGGUACCAUAACUGGUGGCAGCGCUUCCUCGUCAGCAGUCGCAACCAAAACAUUGCUGUGUCACAACACAAAUGGAUUAGUGGGGGCGGGGCCCUCUGUGUCGUGUGAGCCCGGCCGCUCCCUGCCAGAAGCCCAGUCAUAAGAAUCCUCGAAGGCGCUUGUUUUGAACUCGUGGCAAAAUGAAGUGGACAAAGUGGGUACUCAAUGCUUAAUACUGACUCUAGCAGCUGUGCAGUCACUGUAGCCUGUGCUAACAUACUGCUGAUUAGAGCGCCAUCUAUUGGGAUGGAGGAUUAAACAUAACAAUCUGUCACAGUGAGAAGCAUGGUGGCAUAAAGUAAGAGGUGGCCAGGGUUCAGCUGCUUACUUUAUUACUUCCAACAUUGUAUGCUGAGCAGAUCUAUACAUCUAACCAGUCAGGGUCAACAUUACUGCCUCUGGGAUGGUGCUCAUUCAGACAGAGCAGCUAGUCUGGCUUACACUGAACUCCCAUCUCCACUGAAGCAAACACGCUCUAUGUAGAACUGGUUUCCAGACACAUGUGACAAAGAGGGGCAGGCCUGACUGAAUCCACUUGCCAAUUGGGCAGUCAUUAGCCAGUGAGCAAGAGGAAAACGCCACAGCUAACACUCCUCUUUGAAACGUGGCGUAAUCAUCUUUACAAAUCGAUUCCAUUUUUUAUUCAGUAUGACGUAAAAUCGAGUGACUGAACUCGGCAGCAAAGUGCCUCCAGAGGACUGGAAAUCUUUUUGCAACCACAGCUAUCAUCAUCUGGUCCCCUGAGAUAAAUGCAGGUUUACAGGCACUUCCACAUUGGCUUCAUUUUUCUUAACAGAAAGCUACAUCCAUAUUUUGUACUGUGUUCUCAGUGAUGAGUAACGAGAGCUAAAUUAUUUAAUUAUUUAUUUACAUCUCUGUAUAGACAAUUUCUAGAUGUUUUAGUUUUUACAAAAAUGGUGUCAAAAAUAAAUUUGAAUUGGGAAAAAAUAUGAAUUUCCUAAUAAAAUAAGUGUAAAUUAGCUAACUGUGUUUAUGAGUAUAAAUAAUCAGUAAAUGAUUUAUAACUUGGCAUACUCCCUUGAUAACACCUGUAUCCUAACCAAUUGGUAAUUAGAAACUUGAAAUUUCCAUGUGCAAGCCACUGAUGUCACUACUUGUAAGACUGUAACGUCCCCAAUGCAAAAAAAAGCUUAAUUUUGGUUAGCCAUCCAUUCUCUUAUCCUUGUCAGGGUCACUGGAGCCUAUCCCAGCUGUCUUAGGGCAAAGGGCAGGGUACACCCUGGACAGGUCGCCAGUUUGUCACAGAGCAAACAACCACUCACAUUCACACCUAUGAGCAAUUUAGAGUUACCAGUUAAACUAACCCCACAAACUGCAUGUCUGUGGAAGGAAGCUGGAGUACCCGGGGAGAACGCAGGCAGAAAGACCCCGGCCUGAUGGUGGAAUUGAACUCAGGACCUUCUUGCUGUGAGGCAACAGUGCUAACCACAGUGCUGCCAAUUUUGAUAAUAACAUUAUUAAAAUUACCUUCUUUUUUUUAAAAAAAAUCCAGAACUCAAUUUUCUGCAGAAGUCCAAAAGAUGAGAUGCUUAUGCUCCAAAGUGCCUUGCUUGUUUUCCCUUCCUAGUGCCAACACUAGCUAAGGGUAGCUUUGAAGAAACAGCUCCUUUUUGCUGCUCCCUUACUAACCAGGGGUCGCCACAGCAGAUGGCUCUGUGUUUCUGAUUUGGCAGAAUUGUAUACCCUUUAUGAGACAGAGAUAGACUGUACUCUUGGUCUCAUACCAACAACCAUUCACGUGUUAGGCAAAUGUGUAAACCACUAUCUAUAGAGCUGCUAGUGCUAGCUUAGAAGUCAAAUCCAGGAAUGUCAACAAACAUCAAGGUCUUCAUAAACUCCACAUAAAGACAAAAAAACCAACAUUGAUGUAACUUCUCAUAGUAUUUUGCUAGUGACAAUAGCAAAUCAGCUGAGGCUAAACAAAUAGCUUUUAUACUUGGUAAUAAGAAAAUUGCCCAUGUUGGCAGAUAUGCUAACAUGAGCUAACAUUAGCUAGAAGAAUGUUAGUUCUGUCUCACAAAUGUAAACUCUGAAACUACUGUCAGUAUUCUACUGCCAGGGCAUUCGGUUUAUAGUAGGAACAUUUGUUUUUUCUGUCUUUCCUCUGGUUAAUGUUAAUCCGUACUAGCAUUCUUGCUAACAUGUGCAAUUUGCAAGCUAACCCAUGCAACAAAAUACUGGUUUGAUUUGGAUAAGGAUGAAUGAUGCAUUCAAACUUCUAGGGCUGAUGGUAACUUAGCUGAACUUAACUUAAAAUUACUUUAUCAGCUUUAGCAACUAAAGCUUUCGUUACAGCUGGGCAGUUUGCCAAAUUGCUAUACCAAGGAAUGUGAUUCAUAAUCCUAACCUUACUAUAGGUAAGUAGCCCAUUUCUGGCAUUGGUUGCCCCAAAUGUAGUAUUCAUGAUGCUGAUACUCAGGUAUAGAAUAUAUACUAGCCACUACUAGUUAGUGUGAUGCUGGAGGACUAUUUGUAUAUCCAGACCUACAUCCCUAGCACUGUGCACCACUGGAGUAUGGUCAGCUGCAACCAUUAUCAUUCAUUUUGGGGCAAAAAUUCAUGCUUGCACUUCUUCAAACUAUUCUCACAAGCUUGGACAGCACUAAUCCCUGCAAAACUGUGUUCGAAGGGGUUGGUUUUCUGCAAUUUAUACACACUGAUCUUUACUUUAUAUUGUAUAUAAAAGAUGGAUGAAGCAACUGUGAUGUCAACCAUUGGUUUGUGGAUUCUUCAUUUUAAAGCCUUUAGCUAUAGUGCUUUGGCUGGUGCCAUGUUGAUCCUUUGGAGCCAGACGUGACCAUAUUUAGACCUGAGACUUUUGUAAUAAGAUAUCAGCUAAAAGACGCAGUGCAUUGAUACACAUACUUGCUAAUUAAGAGGCUAAUAAAAUAUUAGAAUUCCAGUUACCAAAGCUGGAGGAUGAACUUCCGAAACAGUCUGUACCGCAUGAUCAUUUUAUUAACACUCUCAUGACUGAGAGGUCCAGUGUUAGUGACUCAGCUGGGGGAAGUAAGGUCGAACAGACAGAUACCAGCUACAGCCAGCUGUGUCAGCACAUAGUGAAAGCGACCUCACCCCUAACAUCUAGCCUUAAUAAAACUGGUGUUAUUAGGAAAUUCACUUGCAAUACAGCUAUGAAGGUGGGAACGAUCCAUAGAGACCAAAAUAUUUGUUCGCUUUUAUGAAUAGUUUCCAAACCACUGUCAAAAAACAUUUGAUGUGUGGUUGGUAGAUUUUGAGUGUGGUGACAAGCAGAUGGUAUAAAGAAUGAAAUGUCCACAUGCUGUGAGUCAGACGGCUGUAAGAGAUUUAGACGGCAUAUAUUAUUACAGAAAAGACUUAAACCAGGACGCUCUUUUAAACUGUGUUGUAGUUUUUGGUGUGGUAGGGAGGAGCUGUAUUUGUACACCUCAUUUUGCUGACAUGUAAAGAGGAAGUUGAACUUGCGUUGCAGCUCUGAUGCAGCAUCCCUGAUGGAAACACUACUGUGCUGCUGCAGAGUGGAAACAAACUGAAACAUGUGAUUUCAGUUUGUCCUUACUGCUCCCAGCAGUCUGGACGCAGGAAGAUAACCACAUGCUUUUGAUUUUGUGUGACAGUAGCGGAGGAGGAAUAUUUAUAAAGUUAAUAAAGAUGACCUGCUUCCUACGUUUUUUAUAGAAGUCCGAAUUUGUGUGUAUGUGUGUUUGAGAUGGAGCGACUGGUAUUUGUUGAAGGAAGAAGCUCUUCAUUUAGAUUCUUUAUUUUUGCACUUGAGCGUGGAGCACUUUGCAGUAAGAGACCAGGCUUCUGUUAGAUGGCGCUUUAUUUAAAUCUGUGCUACUGCUGAUUUUUUAUGUUUAUGUGUGUGUGCAUGUAUUUCUGGCUCAACAAACUACCCAGCUUUCAUCAGAUAUCCUCCAGUGUAUGUUACUUAUCUACAUGUUCAUUUUGAUUGCACUGUUGUAACUGGAAAAUAUGAAGCCGGUAUGCAUAUUUAUUAUACAAAUCAUUUCACACACUGUGUGUGUAUGUGCUUUGGAGCGAAAGGUAGAGUGAUGUAUACUCACAGGAUAAUCUUUUAUCCCUUAAUUUCUUACUUUAUUUCCAAGUUCUGUUCCUGCUGUACAGCUAGAAACCUGUGUGCAAUCAUCUGGUAAUAAACACAUAUAACUGUG